This is a messenger RNA of Galleria mellonella (greater wax moth), 6594 nucleotides long. RefSeq names its product eukaryotic translation initiation factor 4E transporter-like. Gene Ontology annotation, molecular function: mRNA binding. Gene Ontology annotation, biological process: negative regulation of translation. The record is from RefSeq and is a predicted model, not a curated record. NCBI's taxonomy places the organism in Eukaryota, Metazoa, Arthropoda, Insecta, Lepidoptera, Pyralidae. Bases 259 to 3531 code for a protein of 1090 amino acids. Gene Ontology annotation, cellular component: nucleus; cytoplasm. The transcript is spliced from 24 exons.
AUGUUUCACGCCGAGCGAACAGUCUUUGAGAACAUUGCGUGAACAUUAUCAUACCACCCUUGCGGUUUAGUGCGUACUAUACGUAGUUCGGACGCUAUUCGUGAUACGUAAUUUGUAUAUACUUUGACAGCAAUUAGUGUUAACGAUUCUAUUUUGUUCUAUUUUUAAUUGUAAUUGUAAUUUAAUUUUACGUUAGUUUAGGUUUAUAAUUUUUAAGCCGCCAUUUUGUCGUACGGCCCGAGUUUUGCCGCGUUAAUUAUGGUGAGCAAGGACGUUUUGUCUGUGGGCGUGGUUGUCGAGAAGAAGAAAAAGGAUAGGAGGAAACGCCGUAGAGCGGGAAGCAGGGCCGCGAAACGACGAGCGAGGAAAGCGGCCGCCGCUAACUUGCAAACAGAUAAUACGUUGUCUCCUAUAAAAUGCGCGGUGCACGUAUUCUUGUUGCGGUACCAAAGUGCUUUGAGGAAAGUGCCUUCGCAGCUCCCGCCGAGGGUUGCAGCUGGACCGCCAAGUAAAAGAGUGAAGCGUGUGUCGUGGUGUCACGAUGAAACCCAUUCACCGAGCGACGGCGGCGGUGGCGGCGGAGGCGGCGGCGGCGACCCCGCCGUGCUGGCGGUGGGACCGGCGCGGCGGCCGCUCACGUACACGCGGGACGAGCUCAUGCGCCUGCGCAACUCGCCACUCGUCAAGAAGGGGCUCGACAGCGCGUUCGCCGGCUGUGACUCCCUCGCUCUGGUGCUGAAAAGGCGUUCCGAUUCACCGAACGAAGAUGAUAGAGGGGCGAAAGGGGACGCCCCCAACGAAAAUCAUAAGGGCGUGUUCGGGCGCGAGCGUGAUCGCGAGCGGCGCUCGGCAGACCCUCGCGAGCGUGUUCGCAAGGAGAGCGAGCCGAGCGGCGGCGGUGGCGCCGGCGGCGGCGUGGGCAUCGUGCUGUCACCGCAGCGGCGCUCGUUCACGUCGGGCUGCGGCGCGCCGGCCGCCGCCGCGCCGCCGCCGCCGCACGUGGCUCGCACGCGGCCCGACUCGCCGCUCUCGGCUGCAGCACCGCCCACCGUCGCCGCGCCCACCAUACCCCCUAAAACUGAACAAGUUGGGCGACGCAUCGGUUCAGGGCGCAUCAUGGUGCGAGACGUGCCGAGCAACGCCUGGGAGGAGGGCGAGUACCCGCGGCCGGAGCCGUACCGGCCGCCGCGCGACCGCGACUGCCGCCCCAACACCGACAGAUUCGACCGUCGUUCAUUCACCCGAGACUCCUACUCCUCUGACAUCAAGAGGGAAAGGGACGAUCGAUUCAACAACGAGAAAACACGAGAGGACAACCGCAGAUCUGGUGGUCGCUUCUCUCAACGACGCUUUGAGAAGGAAGAUGAACCCGAAUGGUUUAGUGGAGGGCCCACAUCUCAGCUAGAGACUAUUGAGCUGCGAGGCUUCGACGAGCCCACCAAAAAGAACACCAAACAGAACAGCAACAACAAAGAGACUGAGAAAUGGAAUAACAAUGGCGGGUCGCGGUCGCCGGUCGCGGAACGGUCGGAGCGGUGGCGGGACACCGCGUCGCCCGCCGACUCGCAACACUCGCAGCCAGCCGCCAACACCAACGGCAACAUAAACACCAACAACAGUACCAACCAAGUGAACAACGUUAAUGAAAAGGACUCAAAUAUGGACUCGAAGAAUGAAGAAUCUCAGCCGAACAAUGAACAUCCCGAAUUCAAUCUCGAUGAGUUUCUCAAGUUUGACUCCAUACCUGAUGUACUUACUAAUGGCAGUGGUGAGACUGAGGGCGGCAGUCGCUUCAGCCGAUGGUUCCGCCGCGAAAGUCCGACCAACGAUAGGCAUUAUGAGCGGCUACUGUAUAACAUGGUUGAUGACCUAGACAAUUCAACGCCACAGCAGCCGCCAAUGAAUAGCAAUAUGGCCAGCAGUGGAUCUCCCCAGCACGUGUUCGCGCCCAUUUCGCCGGCGGGCGCUCCCCCUGCCGGCGGCAGGCUGCCCUCGCUGUUGGACCUGUUGCGGCAAGCUAAUGCCAAUGCGGAGCAGAGGCCAGUUACGAACUCGGUGGGCGGCAAAAUGCAAAGCCUCGAGGAGCUGGAGGCGCGCCUGCGGCCACAACACCCUUCCGCACACCAUCCAGGGCCUGACCAUGACCUCUCCGCCUUCAAGAGACUUCUGGCGCAGGUGUCGGGCGGGCACGCGGUGCCGGCGGCCGAGCCCGCGCCGCGCCCGCUGCCGCCGCACCACCAGCCGCCGCACCAGCCGCCGCACCAGCCGCCGCCGCCGCAGCCGCCGCAGCAGCCGCCGCACGCCACGCUGCUGCAGAUGCUCAACAAGGGCGCCGACCACAAGCACCAGCAGCAGCCGCAGAUACCCUCCGAGCUCCUAUACAAGCUUCUACAGGUUCAGCGUCAGCAGCAGCAUCAACAACAACAACAACAACAGCAGCAGCAACAGCAGCAACAACAACAACAGCAACCACCACUAGAUAUGGGCAUGCACAGCGCGGACAGAGAACUGUUGCAGAGGCCCGAGGCGCAGGCGAUUGUACAUGGUCUAAAAGCAGGCGAGAUCACCGUGCAACACCUCAUCCAGCAGUUAAGUAAUCCCGGCCUGCAGAGCCGCCACCGGGAACUCCUACAGACUAUACUGAGGCUCUACCAACAACAGAGACAGAUGGGCGGUUCGCCGCUGCCCGCGGGCGUGGGUCCCGUGGGCGGAGUGGGGGCACCGCACCUAGUGCUGCCGCCGCACCAGCCGCUGCGGCUGUCGCCACUACCGCACCCCGCAUACUGUGUGUCGCCCAUAAUGGCCACUAGUCCCAAUACAUUAGCAGUGCAUCAUCCAGGCGUGCCCGCUCGCAUCCCGUCGCCGCGCGAGUUGGUCGCGCACACGCAGUCCAUAAUGCAGGGCGCACUCAUAAAGAAGAAGCUCGAAGAACAAAAGGAGAACUUCCGCCGGCGGCACGAGAUGCAGCAGCAACCGAAACAGUCUACGCCCAUCUCUUUCACACCCACCUCGGUACUGCGCAAAAUGACAGCGGAGAAGGAAUCUGAAGCGCCCAGUCCGAAGCAACAACAGUGGGCGCAGCCUAUGAAGAUGCCACAGGGGAGGCCCAUCGUUAAGGGCAACCAAAGCGGUGCAGCGCCCCCUAUGGGCUACGCGCCCGCCGACUACCAACAGCAGUAUCUCACGCAACAACAGCAAAUGGUUGGUGGCGGCCGACCUUUCCCUGCUCAUCCCCAGCAGAGGCAGCAGGUACCCCCGUCGUACAAUAAUGUGAACAACAUGCGCGGCGUGGCCAGCGGCGCGACACUGCAACAGUUGCUCGUGCAAUCACACCAGAGGACGCUGAGCGAAAUGGGCGGCGGCGGCGCCGGGUCCGGCGGCGGGGACAACCAGCUCGCCCGGUGGUUCUCGCCGGAGCUGCUGGCGCGCGCGUCCGCCGGCAAGCUGCCCUCCGUGCACGUGCCCAACGCGCUCUCCCUCGAGGACUUGGAACGGCACCACCACUCGCCAGCGCCGCCUGUCCGCAACUGAACAGAGAACACUCCGUGUGGCCACCCAGUGGUAUCCACACACAUCCGUUCAACUCAAAAAUCGAUUUGACUCUAAAACUGUGUGUUGAAAGUUUGAAACGACUCAAACAUUUCAAAAUUGUGUUUAAUUAACCAGACUCACGGUCUCACUAUGUAUAUUCGAUCGAUAGGACUCGACGGUUUCAAAAUUGUGUGUUUGGUAGACAGGACUCAUAAUCAGGAAAUUAUAUGUAUAUGUAUGAUGAAUAAAACAUGGUUUACGUGUGUGCAGCUAAAGUUGAUUUCAAAUGGUUGACACCGUUAAAAUACUGGACAGUAUUCUGUUGUUUUAAUCAAUGUCAGAUUGUAAAUCCAACGUGUGUUUACAACACUGUUAACUCUAGUCUUAUUUGGUAAAUUAUCUUGACAUGUCUUUUCGAAGACUUAUUUAUUAUAAUAUGAAGAUAUAAGAAGUAAUGAACAACAAUAAAAUAUAAUCGGUUGUACAAGGACAAAAGGGCAUGUCUUUUAGGAUUGUUUACAAAAAAAGACAAAGAUCUGACUGUACUGUCCAAUUGAUUGUAUUUGAAACGGCUCACAUAGCGACGAUCGGACGAUUAUUAAAUGUUGGUCAACAUAUGUCAUUAUUAUACAGAGUUACAUGUGUCGCUGAAUCUGCUAUGUAUUCUACGUGACGGUAGAAGUGUUACAAAUACCAACGAGAUCUAGUUGAAAUUUUCGAACGUAUUAAUUUAAAGCACUUUCGAGUAUGUGUGUAUAGUUUUUCUUAUUAUAUUUAUCUAUUUAUUGUCCUUAUUUUUAUAGUCGGUUUAAAGACCGAGUGCGCGUGCAAACAAUGAUUGUAAAUUAUUGUUUUUGCAUGGUAACAAAAGAGCCAGUGUACCCUCGAGUAAUGUAGCGACGGAAAAUACUCUAUAUACUUAGUAAAUGAAUGUAUUUGAUCGAAAAGCAAUGGACAAGACUGCUGGCAGUUUGGAAAAGAUAGAUGUGUGACAUCUAGAUGGAGAGUAUCACUGCAAACGACAGACAAACUAACUCAUAGAUUCCCGAUUCCCAGUGAACUCUGUUGCAUGCCAUAUCGCAGAUAAAUCACUGUAGAUCCAAUAUAUCUCAUAUGAUCUUACACAUCGGAUCCAAAGACAAAGUGGUAGCGUUACCCAUUUUUUUUUAUUUGUAAUGUGUACUAUCGACAUUUUCUUUCUUCUAAGGGAUGUUGUGGUCAAGAAAAAGUUGGGAAUCUAUGGCCUAAUUUAAAAGAGAUGCACUUAUUCAAUCAAUCUAAUCGGACGUUUAUCACACAAACCAUCAUUUUAUAUAUUUAUUUACUUUUAAACUUGUACACUGUGAUAAGAAAUUUAAUAUUGCCACUCUACUUGUAUUAAAAAACAACUUGUCAACCAAAAGUGAUCCAUCUAGAUGUAUUUGAUAAAGAUUUGUGAUGCACAUGCUUGUUUCUCGUACAGAAGUAUGCCAGAUGCACGUAAAAACUAACUACUAAUGUCUGUAUGGAGAUUUGCUUGUCUGCCAGUUCAAGAUAGGACAAAAGUUCCUUCCCUCUCUUCAAGAAGUAUUAUAGAAGCUGGCAUACCAAACAAACGUGUGUAUUACUUGAUAGUUUUUUUUUAGACCUUUUUCGUCGUGCGUGUUAUAUCUAAAUUGAUUGUAAAUUCAUUUAUAGGACUCAUAAAGUGGCCGGAUCAAUUUUAGUUUUCAUGAAAUACGCUGAGUUUAUUAUCAAAAUGAAUUGCCGUGACAACUAUAAACUGUUCAUAUUGUAUCUAAGAUCUCUGGCUGCUUGCAAUUAUUUAUGCUGUAUCCAUAUUGAUACACUGUUAUAGAUUUUUAAAAAUACUCGAUAAAUAAGGCCAUCAUGUUUGAAUUUUGUAGUGUCACAGUAAAGAGAUGCAUUUAAUUGAGAUAUAGAACAGAUUAUGGUCUACAAGGUGGAAGCUGAUGGCGGGUUCGCAGUUUUUGGUGUAUUACUUUAUAUAUAUACUAGUUUUUAGACUGACUACUACUAUAGUUAAAAUUUAGUUAUUAUUUUCCCACCCUCUGUCAGCUCCCUAUAGUACCAGUGCAUGUACAUUGUUAGUAAUAAAUGAGAUACGUUUAGAUGUUACCCAUAAAGUAUUUACGAACAACAUCUCCAUGACGGUCGUAGACAAGGUGCGCGGGCGCAAGAAGACGAUUACAAUACGAGCCAUCACAUUCGAACUAGUAACGAUCCCGCCUCGUCCGGGCUGCGUCCGGCUCAUCUGGUCGGCUGAUAUUCUGUGCGGAGCGUGUGUACGUGCGUGAGUGUAUGCAAGAAAUAUAUGUAUAUGUAUGUCUGCCUAUGGUUGUGUUUGUAAACAAUUUUGUUACUAAGUCAUUUUCUUGAAAAGGAGAAAGAUUUACGUUGAGAAAGUAAAUAAAGAGAUAUUUGUCAUUUUUCAUGUCUAUACACUUAUUGUUAGUUAAUAGACAUUUUAGGGUGACCUUUUCAGUUUUUUUUUUCAAUCGCGAUCUUUUUGUUUUUGUAUGACGAUUUUGGAAUUAGCACAAGUGUCCGAUAUUAUAACCCAUUUGUGUUAUAAAUUCCUGAAUAUAUUUUUUUAAACAAUAUUUACUAUUCGCCCCACUGCGAAACUCGAACUAGGUUACAGUCGAUCACGGAAUACUAGAUCGCUCGAUAGUCAAUUAUAAUUUUGUGUGUACCAACAUCGGACAACAGUGCAUAGGUUGUAACCGUCCAAAGUACGCUGACACGUCUCAGCUAAACCAAGCAAUACACAUACACACUCGCCUAUGCCUUUGAACAUUGAAUUGUAUCACUUCAAAGCGACAGGAACAAGGGCUGUUAUUCAGCACAUGUUUUGAAUAGCUUUGUGCGUGAGGGUCUUAAAAAUGAUUGUGUGAGAGCGCGGGCGCAUUAGAUGCGUCCAACCUUAUCGAUUACCGGUCAUUAGUGGCGAAAUUUUUGUUUAUCUGGAUCGUGGUAGCUCGGCUCGAGCCGGCCCUUACGUAAUACAAGAGAAUGUCUCCUGUAAGCUUUAAAUUAUUGAUUAAAGAAAAUUUGAAAGUU